GGUUUUGGAAGACGACACAGGAGAAGAGCCGCAAUCAAGGUUACGGGAGGUGACACUAGGAGUAUUUACGAUCAAAAAGCGGACGGCCGCACCUAGGGUUCUAGGUUUGCACGAGUUUUGGAAAGUUUGUCAUCGGGAUUGCUUGGCAUUUUUCUUCAUGCGUGGAGUUGUGACGUGGGGAUUGCGGUGAAAGAUCGUGACAUCAGUGAAGGUAGUGCAGCACAUAGUUACGGGCUCGCCUGCAGCGAAGAGUAACGGCGGAACAAGCAGGCAACGUCGAAGCAAAAUAAUACCUUUUUUAGGAAGAUUGAUGACGGACAUUAACGAACAACGGGAGAUCGAGAGGCUGGCUAGUGCGUAUGGAAACAUGGAGAUGGAAGAUGAGGAUGAAUUUCUACAGGUAGAGGCUCCAGCUCCUGGCAGUGAUGAAAUCGGUUGGGCGUUGGUAGGAACAAUCACUUCUGAAAAAUCGGUAUGUUUUUCCUCCUUUCGUGAUACCAUGGCAAAUAUCUGGAGACCAGUCAAGGGUGUCACUAUUACUGAGUUAGGAAAUAGAAGGUACAUGUUUCAGUUUUAUAACGAAAAUGAUAUGCAAAGGGUCCUGGAGGAGCCCCUCGAUUUUUUGAGCAAAACCUGAUUGUACUGGCUAGGUUGCGGCAAAGAGAUUUACCUCUAGAAGUACCCUUAAACAGGGCUGAUUUCUGGUUGCAAAUUCACGAUGUUCGGGUUGGCUAUUUCUCUAUGAAAAAUGCAAUUAAAAUAGGUAACUUUGUGGGAAAAUUCAUUAAAGUGGAUGAAUAUAAUUUUUCAGUCAAAGUGGAAUCCAUUCACGAGGAUAAGGGUAGUAUCGAUCUGACCAGGCCCCUAAAACGGAAACUAUUUUUGCAGUCAGAUGAAGGGGAUAACUUUUGUGUCAGGUUUAAAUAUGAGAAACUCCCUAGUUUCUGUUUUGCAUGUGGUGUCGUUGGAUAUGCAGAAAGGUAGUGCCCACGCUACCCCUAUGGAGUGGGAAAGGAGGGAGAUUUACCAUUUGGACCAGAGCUGAGAGCUGUUAAGGGAAGGGUUAUGUCGAGCGGGAACAAGUGGUUAGUUCCAGUGGGUAAAUGGAAAGAGAAAGCAGGUGAAGACAGUAAUAAGGCAUCAAGGGAGGAUAGCUAUGGGACUCCACAGGAGCAAGAAAAUCAUGUUACAGGAGAGAAGAUUGAGCAGAAGCGUAGGAGGGUUGACCAAGGAGUGAAAGAAUCUAUGCAAGCGGGCAUGGAGAUAGAGAGGGAAUUGGCAAAAAAUGGGGAGGAGACGGGCUACAAUGCCCGCCUGACACGCAAUUGAAGCUUUGGCAGGAGGAUAUAGCAAGGAUGGAAACUAGAGAAUUCCAUCAGCUGCAAUUUUAUUUCUAUUGCGUUUUUUAUUUCAGACUAAAUUUACUCGUUGUUUCUGUUUCACACAAUAAGGGGGUGGGUUCUUGAUUUGCUUUGCGGACAUUAGCCGCAGUUUCUUUGGUUAUUUUUUCAUUAUUCAGGUUAGGUUUGUGGGUGGAAGCGAUAAGGCUUGUAUGGCUGGUAAAAGCUUCGAAGCUCUCACAUGGUUAGCGAAUAGUCUCGCUCUUCUUAGUGUGGUCUAUUCUGUGUCUAGUCAGAGAGUGGGAGGGCCGUUUGGCCAUGCGGAGCCUCAUAGGGAGGUUUGGCAUUUCUUGAUUGUGGGGUUGUUAUCAUCUUUGAUUGCUAUAAUAUAAACUGUUUCCUUUCCAAAAAAAAUGUAUAUAGGUGACACUAGAAGACACCAUUA
Messenger RNA from Cuscuta europaea, 1785 nucleotides. NCBI's taxonomy places the organism in Eukaryota, Viridiplantae, Streptophyta, Magnoliopsida, Solanales, Convolvulaceae. The record is from the annotation of a GenBank genome assembly.